This is a messenger RNA of Peniophora sp. CBMAI 1063, 1116 nucleotides long. Lineage: Eukaryota; Fungi; Basidiomycota; Agaricomycetes; Russulales; Peniophoraceae. The record is from the annotation of a GenBank genome assembly.
AUGUCCGCGUCUGACGUUGAUAUGCAGGAUGCGGGCGCUGCCGCGCCGAUCCUAGCAGAGGACGACGUGUAUACUUGGGCGAAAGCGUCGGACUUGGCCCUCCGCUACAUUGCUCGCGUGCGUACACCUUCUUGGCAUGCGGAGGAUGUCAACGUCGAUGGGAUCGGUCUUCCCGCCAUUGUACGAGACCACGAGCAAACGAUCCAAGGCCCCUUCGUGAACCGUGACGCGCACAUUCCGGCCAGCGUGCGCGUUCCUGAGACGCCUGGGUACCUGACGAUGCGACUGUGUUCUGUCGCGACCUCUUUAUCGCGUCGGCCUUCAGACUAUUAUCUCCCUGGUUCGGACGUGUGGCAUUGCCCGCACUACGCGUGCGAUUGGGUUAUCGUCCUAGACAACCUUACCGAGGCGCAAAAGGGAAUGCUUACCCGGGCCAUGGGUGAGGAUACGGGUCUUUUCAUGGGUGACGGUGGGAAUGCCGCGGCGCCUCAGCCUGCCUUUGUCCGAGAGGUCGUGGAUAUCGUGGCUCUUGAACACUAUCAGCGCGCGCAUUUCUGGCGGCUCGGUAUCCGGUACAUACUUCACGGCCAAAGGAUUGAUGGACGAAUUGCUUAUCACUGGGAAGAGCCGGACGGAGGGCGCGGGCCAGGCAAACCGCGGGUCCGUAUCACCAGCGCCGAAAAACACGAAGAGAAAUGCCGGGUUGCGGUACAACGUGCGCUAUCCUGCGAGGCGCGAUCCUGGGCGACGUCUACUAUCCAGGACGUCCAGAAGAUUGAGCAUGCGCUUCGAGCCGACGCUAGCCGCGUCCAACGCGAGUGUGCGCUUGAACGCGGUGCAAAGCUCAUCAAUCUGAAGGUCGACCGCGUGGACAGCUUGUUUGAACACCGCGCGUCUUUGUAUACCGACCUGCACCACCGCCAUUCUGUUGUCAUGCUACCGGAGAAGGCGAUGCUUCGCGUCAAGAGCGCCGGCCAGAAGUUCGAGGACGACAACACGAACGUCAGAUCGUCUUGCGAUGUUCGACGUACUGCGGCGGAAGAGCAGAUCGAGUAUUGGACUACAGGCGAGGGAUAUCUGCGCACGCAGUUCAGACCGCUAGUUCGCAGGCGGUAG